Messenger RNA from Cricetulus griseus (Chinese hamster), 1734 nucleotides. NCBI's taxonomy places the organism in Eukaryota, Metazoa, Chordata, Mammalia, Rodentia, Cricetidae. The record is from RefSeq and is a predicted model, not a curated record.
GUGACGUGGUGGACAUUUACCAGAGGGAGUUUCUGGCACUGCGAGACCGUUUGCACGCUGCUGAGCAGGAGAGCCUGAAGCGCUCUAAGGAGCUAAACCUGGUGCUGGACGAAAUCAAGAGGGCAGUGUCCGAGAGGCAGGCGCUGCGGGACGGAGAGGGCAAUCGCACUUGCGGCCGCCUUACUGAGGAUCCGCGACUGAAGCCGUGGAACGUCUCGCACAGGCACGUGCUUCAUCUGCCCACCGUCUUCCACCAUCUGCCGCACCUGCUGGCCAAGGAGAGCAGUCUGCAACCCGCAGUGCGGGUGGGCCAGGGCCGCACCGGAGUGUCCGUGGUGAUGGGCAUUCCAAGCGUGAGGCGCGAGGUGCACUCGUACCUGACUGACACAUUGCACUCGCUCAUCUCGGAGCUGAGCCCGCAGGAGAAGGAAGACUCAGUCAUCGUGGUGCUGAUCGCCGAGACGGACCCACAGUACACCUCGGCAGUGACAGAAAACAUCAAGGCCUUGUUCCCCACAGAGAUCCAUUCUGGGCUCCUGGAAGUCAUCUCCCCUUCCCCUCACUUCUACCCUGACUUCUCCCGCCUUCGAGAGUCCUUCGGGGACCCCAAGGAGAGAGUCAGGUGGAGGACCAAACAGAACCUGGAUUACUGCUUCCUCAUGAUGUAUGCACAGUCCAAAGGCAUCUACUAUGUGCAGCUGGAGGAUGACAUUGUAGCCAAGCCCAACUACUUGAGCACUAUGAAGAACUUUGCCCUCCAGCAGCCCUCUGAGGACUGGAUGAUCCUGGAGUUCUCCCAGCUGGGCUUCAUCGGGAAGAUGUUCAAGUCAUUGGACCUGAGCCUGAUUGUGGAAUUCAUCCUUAUGUUCUACCGAGACAAGCCUAUUGACUGGCUCCUGGACCACAUCCUGUGGGUGAAAGUCUGCAACCCUGAGAAAGAUGCGAAACAUUGUGACCGGCAGAAGGCCAACCUUCGGAUCCGCUUCAAGCCGUCCCUCUUCCAGCAUGUGGGCACUCACUCCUCACUGGCGGGCAAGAUCCAGAAACUGAAGGAUAAGGAUUUUGGAAAGCAUGCUCUCCGGAAGGAGCAUGUGAACCCCCCAGCGGAGGUGAGCACAAGCCUCAAGACGUACCAGCAUUUCACCCUGGAGAAGGCCUACUUGCGAGAGGAUUUCUUCUGGGCCUUUACACCUGCAGCAGGAGACUUCAUCCGCUUCCGCUUCUUCCAGCCACUGCGCCUUGAGCGGUUCUUCUUCCGCAGUGGGAACAUUGAGCACCCAGAAGAUAAACUCUUCAACACUUCUGUGGAGGUGUUGCCUUUUGACAAUCCCCAGUCAGAGAAGGAGGCCCUUCAAGAGGGCCGCUCAGCCACUCUACGGUACCCUAGGAGCCCUGAUGGUUACCUCCAGAUCGGCUCCUUCUACAAGGAUGGAACCAAAGGGGAAGUGGAUCCUGCCUUUGGGCCCCUGGAAGCACUGCGCCUCUCCAUCCAGACGGACUCCCCAGUGUGGGUCAUCUUGAGUGAGAUCUUUCUGAAAAAGGCUGACUAAAUGGAAGGCUUCCAUUUUAGAAGAGCUUUUUCUUGGGCGCCCGCUGUGUGCGGCGCGAACACUGGAAUGCAUACACUACUUUAUGUGCUGUGUUUUUUAUUCUUGGAUACAUUUGAUUUUUUCACGUAAGUUCGCAUAUACUUCUAUAAGAGCGUGACUUGUAAUAAAGGGAUAAUGAAGUGUA